Rhododendron vialii is the source of this 8398-nucleotide messenger RNA. RefSeq lists its product as uncharacterized. The record is from RefSeq and is a predicted model, not a curated record. NCBI's taxonomy places the organism in Eukaryota, Viridiplantae, Streptophyta, Magnoliopsida, Ericales, Ericaceae. Bases 213 to 7712 code for a protein of 2499 amino acids. The transcript is spliced from 37 exons.
AAGAACAUUUCGUGGCACAAUAAAAAUCUGUAGUGGCAUUAUCACCUCCCUUUUCGAACACCCCAUCGAUCAUUCUCUCAUUCGACCACCGCAUCACGGCAUCCCCACUCCACACUUCCAACGUCAUCCUCUCUGCAACUUUCGAUCGUCUCCACCACCGCCAUGAUCCCCCAUCCAAAACCCUAACUCUUUCUCUCUCUCUCUCUCUAUCAAUGGAAGACAAAGACACGGAACUCCUCGCCCGAGCCGCGGCCAACCACCUCUACCUGGCCCAGUUCGAGCCCUUCCGCGCCACCCUCCUCAGCCUCCGCGCCCGCAACCCCGACCUCGCCCGCGCCAUCCUCCAAACCCUAGUCUCCCUCAACGGCCGCCUCGACAACAUCCUCUGGUCCCCCCACUCCUGCCCCUCCCCCUCUCUCCUCGCCUACCUCUCCACCCUAGAACUCCUCCAAUUCAACCACGACGACGCCGUUUCCUCCCCCUGGAGCUUCGACCCCGAGUCGCUACGCCUACGCGUCGAGUUCUCGUUGUACGUUGAAACAAUCACUUCUAAGUUGAAGGAGUUGGGCGGUGGUGGUGAUCCGGGCGAAUCUGAAUCACUGCUUGUUUUGGGUAAAUUAGCGGAGUUAGGGUUUAACCGGUUGAGACCGGAUUCGAUUGGCGUCGAUGAGAGGGAAAACGGGGGCGGGGUAGUGUUGGAGGGGGAUGAGUUGAUGCGGUUGAGGAGUGUUGUGUUGGAAAAUGCCGUGGUGUUUGAUGUGUUGUGUGGGAAUAUACGGAAACAAGUCGAGGGCGGUGAGCGUGGGGAUGACUCGGGUUUAGCUAUUACUUUGAGGAGGGAAGGAGAGCGAUCGGAGGAGGAGAAGGAUGUGAAGUUGCUCAAGUUGGUGCAGAGGAGUGUUCAGAUUGUGCAUUUGGAUGCUAUGAGGGAAUGCCUUGGAAAGGGUGACGAGGAAGGAGCGGUGUCGCAUGUUCGGUUCCUUCACCUAGGUUAUGAAGUCGAAGAGACUGAGUACCGCAUGGUUUUGCAAGAUCUCCUCAAGAGAGUUUUGUCAACGAAGACUGUAUAUGGAGACACCUGGUUGGCCAUGCGAGAUAAACUGUUGUUAAUUUAUGGAGAAGCUCUUUCAUCAAACUGCACAAAUCUUGUUCAAAUGAUUCAGUCUAUUCAUGAUGAUUUUCUCGCAGAAGAGAUUGAGAUGUUCAGAGUGGCAGAUAACAACCAGAUUUCUCCUCCCCUUGAGCAUCUUCAGAGUUUUAUGGCCAACUUGGAGCCCGAGAUAAAUCCAGAUGAAAGAGCUUCAUCAUUGAGAAUGGCAACCUUCUCUUGCAUGAGAGACAUGUACCAUUAUGCUCGUGUUUCUGGAUUGCAUGUACUGGAAUGUGUCAUGGACACUGCCCUGUCUGCUGUCAAGAGGGAGCAGCUUCAAGAGGCUAGCAUUGUUCUUUCAUUGUUUCCACGACUUCAACCUCUGGUAGCUGCCAUGGGUUGGGAUCUGUUGUGUGGCAAAACAACUGCGAGGAGGAAACUAAUGCAACUUCUGUGGACAAGUAAGUCACAAGUUUUACGGCUGGAAGAGUCUUCUCUAUAUGGUAGUCAGGCAGAUGAGGUGUCCUGCAUUGAGCAUCUUUGUGAUUCUUUAUGUUAUCAGCUUGAUCUGGCUUCUUUUGUUGCGUGUGUCAACUCUGGUCGAUCUUGGAGUUCAAAAACAUCAGUAUUGUUGUCUCGAAAAGAACUAGUAGAGUAUGCAAAUGAAGAUGCUCACUUGGAUCCUUUCGUCGAAAAUUUUGUGCUUGAAAGAUUAUCUGUUCAGAGUGCCCUUCGGGUUUUGUUUGACGUAGUUCCAGGCAUAAAGUUUCAAGAUGCAAUUGAACUGAUUAGCAUGCAGCCGAUGGCUUCAACUGUAUCAGCCUGGAAGAGGAUGCAAGACAUUGAACUCAUGCACAUGCGUUAUGCUCUUGAAUUCACUGUUCUUGCACUGGGAGCCAUGGAAAGGAGUAUGAUUGAUGAAACUGGAAGCCAUCACCAAAUGGCUUUAAGCUAUUUGAAAGAUCUGCGUAACCAUCUUGAGGCUGUCAAUAAUAUUCCACGCAAGAUUUUGAUGGUGAACGUUAUUAUCUCGCUCUUACAUAUGGAUGAUCUUUCCGUCAAUCCAACACAUUGUGUUUCACAUGGGAGCCAUUUGUCAUCGUCUACCAUCUAUGGUGGGGAUCAUGCUGACCAUGCAACAUUUGAAGGGGGAAACAAGAUGGUUGUAUCUUUCAUAGGAAUGAUACUUGAUAUUCUGCACCAGAAUCUACCAUCCUCUGUGCCUGAACAGGAGAAUGGGUUGACUGGCAAUAUACCUGCUAGUGGGGUACAAGUGUUAGAUUGGAGAAUCUCAAAUGCUAGGCGUUUUGUUGAAGACUGGGAAUGGCGUUUGUCAAUUUUGCAACGUCUUGUACCAUUAUCUGAACGCCAAUGGAGAUGGAAGGAGACAUUGACUGUAUUACGUGCAGCCCCGUCUAAGUUACUCAAUCUUUGCAUGCAAAGGGCAAAGUAUGACAUUGGAGAAGAGGCUGUUCAUCGAUUUCAGUUGCCUCCAGAAGAUAAGGCAACACUCGAACUAGCUGAAUGGGUAGAUGGUGCCUUCAGAAAAGCAUCUGUGGAGGAUGCAGUGUCCCGUGCUGCUGAUGGUACUUCCGCUGUCCAAGAAUUGGAUUUUUCCUCUUUACGCUCUCAGCUUGGUCCUUUAGCUGCUAUUCUUCUGUGUAUUGAUGUUGCUACAUGUUCGGCAAAGUCUGCAACUAUGUCCCAAAAGCUUCUGGAUCAGGCUCAGGUUAUGCUAUCUGAAAUCUAUCCUGGAGGUUCUCCAAAGAUAGGUUCAACUUAUUGGGAUCAGAUUCAUGAAGUUGGGAUUAUUUCUGUGACAAGGCGUGUCCUCAAGCGUUCGCUUGAAUUACUGGAGCAGGACAAACCUCCAGCUCUUCAGGCCAUUUUAUCUGGGGAUAGCAUAGUUACAUCAUCGAAAGAUUUGCCCCGACAAGGACAUAGGGAACGUGCUCUUUCUAUGCUGCACCAGAUGAUUGAAGAUGCUCACAAGGGGAAGCGGCAGUUUCUAAGUGGUAAGCUUCAUAAUCUUGCAAGAGCUGUUGCUGAUGAAGAGACAGAAAGAGAUUCUACGAAAGGGGAAGGUGCAUAUGCUGAUAGUAAACCUCUAAAUUAUGACAAGGAUGCGGUUCUUGGUCUUGGAUUAAGAGCUAUAAAGCAGGCAUCACCUAAUUCUGCUGUUGGUGAAAAGAUUGGUCAACCUCCUGGUUAUGAUGUAAAAGAUUCUGGAAGGAGAUUGUUCGGGCCAUUGAGUGCCAGGACAACAACAUAUCUUUCACAGUUUAUUCUCCACAUUGCUGCAAUUGGGGACAUAGUUGAUGGGACCGAUACAACUCAUGAUUUUAACUAUUUCUCCCUCGUGUAUGAGUGGCCUAAAGAUCUUUUGACUCGCCUGGUGUUCGAACGAGGAAGCACGGAUGCAGCUGGAAAGGUAGCUGAAAUUAUGUUUGCUGAUUUUGUCCAUGAAGUUAUUUCAGCAUGUGUGCCUCCGGUCUAUCCCCCACGUUCGGGACAUGCCUGGGCCUGCAUUCCAGUGACUCCUACAUCUCCCAGAAGUUUCCCUGAGAGUAAACUUUUCUCCCCUACCUCUAAAGAUGCUAAGCCAAAUUCCUACAGUCGAUCCUCAGCCAUACCUGGAAUCUCUCUGUAUCCUCUCCAGUUGGAUAUAGUGAAGCAUCUUGUUAAACUAUCCCCUGUGAGGGCUGUCUUAGCAUGUGUUUUUGGAAGUGGUAUACUAUAUCAUGGCAGUGAUUCAUCCAUUUGUAGUUCCUUCAAUGAUGGGUUACUGCAAACACCUGAUGAGGACAGGUGGUUCUAUGAAUUUGCUCUUGAUCAAUCUGAGAGGUUCCCGACCUUGAACCGCUGGAUACAAAUGCAAACCAACCUUCAUCGAGUUUCGGAGGUUGCUGUAUCAGCAGAACUUCACACCGAUGAUGGCAUAGUUAAAGCUGAGCCAAAAACUGCCAUUAAGCGAUACCGCGAACUGGAGAGCGAUAAUGAGUCAGAAGUUGAUGAUAUUACUGGUAAUACUAACUUAUCAACAACUUUGCCAGACCUCCACAGUCCAGUGAAUGCAGCUUCUGACCAUUGGCAUGAGUCCCCCAAAUCCGAAGUUCCUGAACUUGAUACGAGGGUUUUUCUUUCUUUUGAUUGGGAGAAUGAGGGCCCUUAUGAAAGAGCAGUUGAGAGAUUAAUCGAUGAAGGAAAGCUGAUGGAUGCUCUUGCUCUUUCUGAUCGCUGUCUGCGUAAUGGAGCAUCAGACUGGUUACUGCAGCUGCUCAUUGAACGUGGGGAGGAAAGUAAUUCAGUCACAGGGCAAUCUCAAGGUUAUGCAGUUCAUAACAUGUGGAGCAAUAGUUGGCAGUAUUGUCUGCGAUUGAAGGAUAAACAGCUGGCUGCAAGACUCGCACUCAAAUAUUUGCAUAGAUGGGAACUGGAUGCUGCUCUUGAUGUCAUAACUAUGUGCAGCUGCCACUUGCCUGAAAGUUACCCAGCUAAGAAUGAGGUUGUUCAAAUGAGACAAGCUCUCUUGAGAUACAAACACAUUCUUUGCGCAGAUGAUCAUUACAGCAGCUGGCAAGAGGUUGAAGCAGAAUGUAAGGAAGAUCCCGAGGGUCUUGCCCUUAGACUAGCUGGAAAAGGAGCUGUUUCUGCUGCUUUGGAAGUGGCUGAAAGUGCAGCAUUAUCGAUAGAGUUGCGGAGAGAACUGCAAGGUCGUCAACUCGUUAAGCUUCUCACUGCGGACCCACUAAAUGGUGGAGGUCCGGCAGAAGCCUCACGUUUUCUUUCUUCCCUGCGUGACUCUGAUGAUGCCCUCCCAGUCGCCAUGGGUGCAAUGCAGCUAUUGCCCAAUCUGCGGUCAAAGCAGCUUCUUGUCCAUUUUUUCUUGAAGAGAAGAGAUGGUAAUUUGUCAGCGCUUGAAGUUGGUCGGCUUAACUCAUGGGCCUUAGGUCUUCGUGUUUUGUCGGCCUUGCCGUUGCCAUGGCAGCAGAGAUGUUCUUCCUUGCAUGAGCAUCCCCAUUUGAUCUUGGAGGUUCUGCUGAUGAGAAAACAGCUGCAAUCUGCUUCGCUGAUUCUUAAAGAAUUUCCUUCCUUGAGAGACAAUAGUGUCACUCUAACUUAUGCUGCCAAAGCUAUUGCUGUGAGUAUCAGCUCUCCUUCCAGAGAGCCUAGAGUAUCAGUCUCAGUUCCGAAAGGAAGGCCGAAGACAAGAACUGGCAUGCCUACAAAGUCAUCUUUUACUAACAGUCUAAGUAACUUGCAAAAAGAGGCUCGCAGAGCUUUUUCUUGGACUCCACGCAAUAAUGGUGAUAAGACUGCUCCAAGGGAGGCUUAUAGGAAAAGAAAGAGCUCUGGUUUAGCACCAUCUGAAAAGGUUACUUGGGAGGCAAUGACUGGAAUUCAAGAGGAUCGUGUUUCAUUGUAUCCUACAGAUGGACAGGAACGAUUUCCUCCUGUUUCAAUUGCUGAGGAAUGGAUGCUUACAGGUGAUCCAAAUAAGGAUGAUGCUGCUCGUAUUUCUCAUCGAUAUGAAAGUGCACCUGACAUUAUUCUCUUUAAGGCACUUCUUUCAUUGUGUUCUGAUGAGUUGACCUCUGGCAAAGGUGCUCUGAGUUUGUGCAUUAAUCAGAUGAGAAAUGUGUUGAGCUCCCAACAGUUGCCUGAAAAUGCAUCUAUGGAAACAAUUGGCCGUGCAUAUCACGCCACAGAAACAUUUGUGCAGGGGCUUAUCUUUUCUAAAUCCCAGUUGAGAAAGGUUGCUGGGGGUAGUGAUUUGUCAAGUAAUUCGGAAAGAGGACGAGAUGCUGAUGAUUCAUCGUCUGAUGCUGGAAGCUCCAGUGUGGGUAGUCAGUCCACUGAUGAGCUGUCUGAAGUUCAGUCACAAGCUGAUAUUUGGCUGGGACGUGCUGAACUGCUGCAGAGCCUCCUGGGAUCCGGAAUUGCUGCUUCCCUUGAUGAUAUUGCUGACCAAGAGUCAUCUGCACAUCUUCGUGAUCGGUUGAUUGUAGAUGAACGGUACAGCAUGGCUGUAUAUACUUGCAGGAAGUGUAAAAUUGAUGUUUUUCCGGUUUGGAAUGCAUGGGGGCAUGCGUUGAUUCGGAUGGAGCACUAUGCACAAGCUCGUGUAAAAUUUAAGCAAGCUCUUCAAUUGCAUAAAGGUGAUCCUGCACCCGUGAUUCUGGAGAUCAUUAAUACGAUAGAAGGAAGUCCACCUGUUGAUGUUUCAGCUGUUCGCUCCAUGUACGAACAUUUAGCUAGAAGUGCACCGGCAAUUCUGGACGAUUCUCUGUCUGCUGAUUCAUAUCUUAAUGUUCUGUACAUGCCUUCUACAUUUCCACGUUCAGAGAGAUCAAGGCGAUCUCAAGAAUCAGAGAGUGAUAAUUUCUUGCAUAGUUUUGAAUUUGAAGAUGGACCUCGAAGCAAUCUGGACAGUGUUAGAUACCUUGAAUGUGUAAACUAUUUACAGGAAUAUGCAUGCCAGAAUUUGCUUGGCUUUAUGUUUAGACAUGGACACUACAAGGAUGCUUGCCUCCUGUUUUUUCCUCCAAAUGCUGUUCCUCCACCUCCUCAACCAUCAUCACUGAGUAUAGUUACUUCUUCAUCUUCUCCUCAAAGACCAGACCCACUAGCAACUGAUUAUGGGACGAUUGAUGAUUUGUGUGACUUGUGCAUUGGGUAUGGUGCCAUGCCUGUGUUGGAAGAAGUACUCUCAACAAGAAUAUCGUCUGCAGCACCACAGGAUGUCAUAUUUAAUCAAUAUACCGCUGCAGCACUUGCCCGCAUUUGUGUCUAUUGCGAAUUGCAUAAGCAUUUCAAUUAUCUAUACCGAUUUCAGGUGAUCAAAAAGGACCACGUGGCUGCUGGUCUAUGUUGUAUUCAGUUGUUCAUGAACUCUUCUUCUCAAGAGGAAGCUAUAAAGCAUUUGGAAAAUGCCAAGAUGCAUUUUGAUGAUGGGUUGUCGGCGCGAUACAAAACAGGAGAUUCUACUAAGCUUGUCACUAAGGGUAUUCGAGGAAAAAGUGCCUCAGGAAAGCUUAGUGAGGAAGGACUGGUUAAGUUUUCUGCUCGGGUGGCAAUCCAGGUGGAUGUUGUCAGGUCCUUCAACGAUGCAGAUGGCCCACCAUGGAAGUAUUCUCUUUUUGGAAAUCCAAAUGACCCUGAAACUUUCAGGAGAAGGUGUAAGAUUGGAGAGACUCUUAUUGAGAAGAAUUUUGACUUGGCAUUCCAAGUGAUCUACGAGUUCAAUCUUCCCGCUGUUGAUAUAUAUGCUGGUGUUGCUGCAUCACUUGCUGAGAGGAAAAGAGGAGGCCAACUAACAGAAUUUUUCAGAAACAUUAAAGGCACAAUUGAUGAUGAUGAUAUGGACCAGGUGUUGGGGGCUGCAAUAAAUGUAUAUGCUAAUAAACACAAAGAACGACCAGACCGCCUUAUAGAUAUGUUAAACAGUAGCCACAGGAGGGUGCUGGCUUGUGUAGUUUGCGGUCGUCUUAAAAGUGCCUUCCAGAUCGCUUCCAGAAGUGGGAGUGUAGCAGAUGUUCAAUAUGUUGCGCAUCAGGCAUUACAUGCAAAUGCACUUCCUGUACUUGAUAUGUGCAAGCAAUGGUUGGCACAGUACAUGUAAAUUUGUUGAAGGUUGUGAUAGCUAAUUUGAGUGGAACUAUGAUACUUCUGCACCAAGUGAGUCUAUGAGCAAAGCAUAUCUUAACCAUUCCAUUUCCAUGGGUAAAAGGAUCAUGCAUGAUCAUUCUCAAACCAGGCCUGAAUCUCGCAAGCUGGUGAUGCUUAAACAAUAUUUUGCAAUUCACUGCCAUGGUGUUGUAACUCUAGUUCAGAAGAGAACCUGUAAAGAAACCAGCUCGACGGACAUACAUGUAUAGUAUUUGAGGAUAUACCCUGCAAGUGUGAGCCCAAAGUUUCCUGAUGGGAGUUGAGGAAUUAGCGUUUAGGUGUAAAGCGAGAUUACAGAUACGACAAGAGAAGCUUCGUUACAUUUCCCCUUGUUCAUACUAUUUUUUUCUCCCCAUGUUAUAUGGAAUUGAAGAGUUAUAGAUGGAGAGCAAAUAUGUAAAUACCACAUGUACAGGAGGGGCAGGCGUGUGUGCGUACACGAGAGUGUUAUGAAAUGGUUGUAUUCUGUGUACCACAGUUGCUUUGUGUUAAAAUGAGGUGGUGGUUUAUUGAUUGUAGGCUACGAGAAUCGUUGGGAUUUUCAGAAAUGCUAUUUUUAUCCUCAGCUAUGAUGAGAAGCAAUGCUUCUUUCGUAUCUGAGUUUUCACUACUUAAAAAUUCUUCAGCCCGCUGUUAAAA